Striga asiatica is the source of this 4497-nucleotide messenger RNA. The record is from the annotation of a GenBank genome assembly. Lineage: Eukaryota; Viridiplantae; Streptophyta; Magnoliopsida; Lamiales; Orobanchaceae.
AUGUAUUUCUUCUUCAAAGGAAGAAAACUCUUGCGUGCUAUUUCUUGUUUUAUUCUCGAUGAUGGCAUUUUUGGGCUGAUUGCUAGCGUCUGCAGUUUAGUGGGUGAUACGCUGUCAAUCAAGGAAAUUCAGCCUCAUGUUAGGAGGUGGACAGCAUUGGUUCAGGUGGUUCAGAAGGGCCACGUCGCUGUGAGCCAAAGUUAUUCGUCCAUCUCCUACUGCCGCUUUCUUUUUGUAGAUGCUGAGGGAACAAAGGUUUCUGCGGUCGCAUACAAUAACAACAUAAGAACGAAUGCCGCCCUUUUGGUUCCAUUCAAAUGGUGCUAUGUUUCAGGCGCCACAGUAAAAAAGGUUGACAAGAAAUAUCUGGAGUACAAAAAACUCCACUCUUUUGCUGACUCUGAUAAUUUACAGAAUGUGUUGGGUGUAGUCGUGCACUCUUUCUCAUCCAGACAGAUUGGUGAAGACUCGGUCGCUAGAGAAAUAAUCCUUGUCAAUGAGGAAAAAAUACCGAUCAUGUUCACCCUUUGGAAUGAUUUUGCUACCACUGAAGGAUCGCAACUUACAAAUAACAUUCACUCAGCAAAUGUUGUUUUGGCUCUGAGAGUUAAAGUCACAACGUUUAAUGUAAUUUCUUUGUCCACUAGAGCUCCAAGCGCUAUAUUAAUUAAUCCUCCAAUGGCUGCAGCAGAUGAGCUUAAGCAAUGGUAUUCCCAACACAAAAAUGAAAUUGAUGAUAUGAUUGGAAGGGCUGCGUACAAAGACACCACUAUCCUGCUUCCUUAUCCAUCAACAGACAACGUUCUCUCGGUGCACACCAUGCUUAGUGGCGUUAAUAAUGUUCGAGCAGCAUGGAUUAAGGGUUGUGUGACUCUGCCACAUAUUCAGCAGUCGCUGUGGUUUAGUGCGUGUUCCAGCUGCCAUAAGAAAUUUGACUUGCAAACAAGCUCAGCCAUUAGGUGCAGCUCUUGCAGUCAAAACAACAUGAUAGAAGCUAGAGCUAGGAUCCCUUUGGAAAUCGCUGAUGGCACUGGAAUACUUUCGGCUGUAGUGUACGGAGAGGAUGCGGAAAGACUUAUUGCUUACACAGCACAACAGCUUCAGGCAGCAGAGGAUAAGGGUGCUGAUUUGGUAGCCACGAUUCGCUCUGGCAUAUGCGGAAAAAAUGUUGUAUGCUUUGUGAGGCUCUUUCAAGCUGCUGGGCCCACGUACUCGGUUGUCAAAGAUGAAGUGGAAACCCAAUUGUUUACGCCGUCAACUAAAGCAUGCCUAGAAGCUAUUCUUGAUGAGCCUACAACCAUGUCUACACCAAAAGAAUCCAAGUCAGCCACCGUUCGUUCUCUCCUCUUUGAGAAUCCUAAAACUACUGCAGAAUCUUUGGUUGCUACAGACACACACAAUGCUCCUGAUGUCCACGCGGCCUACAUAAGAACUAAGAAGAAGAAAAUGUCUGUCAGUCCUGAACAGGGGAAAAUGAAUCAGACAAUGCUAAAUCGGGGAGUGCAGCCACAUCAGAGCCAAUGGACUGCAUUAAUUCAGUUUGUGGAAAGGCUGCCCUCUAUCAGCGAUGAAGUUGACCCUUCAAUCAUCUAUCAGCGAUUUGUAUUUGUUGAUUCUGAGGGAACUAAAGUCUUGGCAGUGGCAUGCAAGGAGAGUGUCCAAGCGACUUUAGUACAAUUGAUUCCAUUCAAAUGGUAUCAUAUUCCCGAGGCUAUCUUAAAAAAAAGAAAACAAAGCGGUUCUGGAGGGAAUUACACCUUCACAUGUGUCAUUACUGAUAGUACACUGAUACAACCGUUGGGAGCAAUUGUACCAGACCACCUGCCUGCCAAUAUUGAAAUACAAGAAUUCCAUGCUUUGCACCGAUUUGCUGACUCUGAUAUUUUGCAUAAUGUCUUGGGUGUUGUCGUGCGCACUUUUCCUGCAAGACAGAUUAGCUUAAAUUUAGUUGCGAGAGAUAUUGUGCUGCUUAAUGAUGAGUACCUACAGAACAGGCUUCAGGUGUCGCACUUGAUUUUUUCUGCUGCGUAUAAAGACACUUCCAUACUCUUGCCACGUCCAUCGCCUGCAAAUAUCACCACAAUCCAUACCAACUGCAUGGAUUCAGGGCUCAAUUCGUUUAGGUCAUGUACAACAAUCCCUUUGGUUUGCAGCAUGUCAAAAUUGCGGGAAAAAAAUCGAACCAACCUAAGCGCCCGCCGUAGAUGCGUCUAUUGUAAUCAGGAUGGACGGGUUCAGCCAAGGGUGAGAAUCCCAGUGGACAUAAAUGAUGGAACUGGAAUAAUCCCAGUUGUUGUUUUCGGAUCGGAUGCAGAACGUUUGAUCAAUUACACUGGCCAGCAAUUGAAGGAGACAAAUAAGAUGGAAACCACUCUGAUUGCAGAGAUUAGUUCUACCAUCCAUGGAAUACGGGUUGUCUGUUUCAUACGUAAAUUCCAGGCAGAUAUCCCCAUCUACUCAAAGGUGCUGGAGGUGACAAAUGAAAUCAACCAUGAGAAUGACAAUGAAGAUAUUGCCGAACAAGGUGAAGCAAAUAUUGAAGGACAACAGCAUAUGGUUGGUGAUGCAAAUGCGGUGGUGCAGGGUCCAGUAGAUGCUCAGCAUAAAAUUCAUCCAAUCAUGGCAGAGCUCUUGUUCUCUUCCACAGAGGAUGAAAAACUAUUCAGAACUUGCAUACACCAACGAGUUUAUAAUUUACCAAGUGAAUCAGAGGUAGCUGCACUAUUGGUUGACGGCCAGGGAGAUGAAGAGCCCAAAAUGUUGGUCCAGACUGUGAAGCCGCAUGUCAACCGAUGGAUAACAUUGGUUCAAGUGCUAGAACAGAGACACAUAAUGGUCAGUGAAAGAGACCCAUCAAACACUUGGCAAGAAUUUCUCUUAGUUAAUUCUGAGGGAACACAGGUCUCAGCAGUUGCAUACAACAGUGAUGUACAAGCAUGUGCAAUGUUAUUGAUUCCUUCAAAUGAAGUCCAAAGGAAUUCUGUAAAUGAAUAUGGGUUUACAUGGAUAAUUACCCCCAAAAAAAUUAUACAACCAUCUGAACCAAUCGUGCCUGCACACUUGACUGUCAAUAUUGAAGCACGAGACUUCAUUGAUCUUCACACUUUUGCUGACACUAAAGUUUGCCACAUAGUUGCGCAUGCUUUUCCAGCCAAGCAAAUUGGACCAACUUUGUUUGCUAGGGACAUUAUACUGGUUAAUAAUGAGAGAAUACCAAUACUACUCACCCUUUGGAAUAAAUUUGCUCAAAGGGAGGGAAACCAACUAGCAAACAACAUAGAUCAAGCGAAUGUCAUAAUUGCCAUGAGAGUUAAGGUGACAACAUUAAACGGCAUAUCAUUGUCAACAAGAUCCCACAGCGCUGUGCUCAUUAAUCCACCAACAGCUGAAGCAAACAGUCUAAAACAAUGGUAUCUACAAAACCAAUCUGAAGUGGCACACCUCGUUUCAACCAAGGCGUAUAGAAACACAUCCGUCCUGCUGUCCCAUCCAAAGCCAGGAAACAUAGUCACAAUUCGCACACUACUGGAGGACAAGAACUAUCUGCCUACUGCAUGGAUACAAGGUUUCAUUCGCUUAUCGAACGUUCAAGAACCCCUUGCGGUUUCUGUAUGUCUCAAGUGUGAAAAUAAAAUUGAAGACCUACCGAGAACAGAAACUACUUGCAUCUAUUGUAACCAUGAUGGGUUGGUUCAAACAAGAUUGCAAAUUCCUCUCGACAUAACUGAUGUCACUGGAGCAAUAUCAACAAUUGUCUCCGGAAAUGAUGCAGAAGCACUCAUCAGUGGCAAAGUUGAACAGCUCCGCUUAAGAAAUACAAAGGGGACAGACUUCAUUGAGAAGAUCCGCUCUUACAUCUAUGGAAAAAGUGUUGUGUGUUUUAUACAGAAAUUCCAAUGCCCUGUGCCAGUUUACUCAGUCUUCAAGCUAUACAUAGAUGAGGAACAAAUUGAUUUGCAAACACUUGAUGUAAAGAAUUACAUGAACAACCCAAGUACUGGCAGUGGUAUCGAACUAAUUGCAGAAGAUGCGGAAGAAAAAAAGCAUGUUGCAAAAAAUCAAUUCCGCACCAACCAUCCUCAAAUGGAUAAUCAGGCACAAAAGGAGGUUCAUAUGUCCAGCACAAUUGAACCCUACCAUUCAACAGGCUUACAACGCUCUCGCAACAGCACAUGCUUUGUACUACCUCAGCCACAAACGGAUAUUCCCAGUGCAUCAUCUCCAAGCAUGUACCAAAAAAAAGACAAUCCAGUCAAGCCAUUUCAAAAACCACGCAGAAAUGCCUAAACACCGUGUGUUGUCUUAUGUGGCUGUUAUGUUGCUACCGUAAGUAUUUGCAAUUAACCGGCUACAACAGACCAUUUGUACAUUUUCUUUUGUUCGACUCUAUGUCAUCUUUUGCCAGGCUUAUUUUGGAACUCUGGGUGUACUUAUUUUAAAGGCUGAAAAAUUGCAGAUAUAAUAUUAAAACUUAAUGGUUAAAGGAACCUAAUUAAC